Molecule: messenger RNA, 8781 nt
Organism: Cavia porcellus (domestic guinea pig)
Lineage: Eukaryota; Metazoa; Chordata; Mammalia; Rodentia; Caviidae
Gene: G3bp1
Product: G3BP stress granule assembly factor 1
Exons: 13
Coding region: 179-1576 (465 amino acids)
Cellular component (GO): ribonucleoprotein complex; cytosol
Molecular function (GO): mRNA binding
Source: RefSeq, a predicted model, not a curated record
GCGCAGUUAUAUACGCCGGCGGCGGAGCACGCGUGUGUGCGGACGCACUUGCGUGAGGGAUUUCUGCCACCUUUCGCGCCGUGUAGUAGAGCUUGUUCCUCGCCCGCUCAGCCGCGCAGACACUUUAUCCUGCCUUAUUUGGGAAGACUUGAAUUACAAGGUUGACUUGACCAAAGCAAUGGUGAUGGAGAAGCCGAGUCCCCUGCUGGUCGGGCGGGAGUUUGUGAGACAGUAUUACACGCUGCUGAACCAGGCCCCGGACAUGCUGCACCGAUUUUAUGGAAAGAACUCUUCCUAUGUCCACGGAGGAUUGGAUUCCAAUGGGAAACCUGCAGAUGCAGUCUAUGGACAGAAAGAAAUCCACAGGAAAGUGAUGUCACAGAACUUCACCAACUGCCACACCAAGAUCCGUCAUGUGGACGCACAUGCUACACUCAACGACGGCGUGGUGGUCCAGGUCAUGGGGCUGCUCUCCAACAACAACCAGGCGUUGCGGAGGUUCAUGCAAACGUUUGUCCUUGCUCCCGAGGGCUCUGUUGCAAAUAAAUUCUAUGUUCACAAUGAUAUCUUCAGAUACCAGGAUGAGGUCUUUGGCGGCUUUGUCACUGAGCCUCAGGAGGAAUCUGAGGAAGAAGUAGAGGAACCUGAAGAAAGACGGCAGACACCUGAAGCUGUACCUGAUGAUUCUGGAACUUUUUAUGAUCAACCUGUGAGCAAUGACGUGGAAGAACAUUUAGAGGAACCUGUUGCUGAACCAGAGCCUGAUCCUGAACCAGAACCAGAGCAAGAACCUGCAUCUGAGGUCCAGGAGGAGAAGGCCGAGCCUGUUUUGGAAGAAGCUGCUCCCGAGGAUGCUCAGAAGAGCUCUUCUCCUGCGCCUGCCGACCCAGCCCAGACGGCGCAGGAAGACUUGAGGACGUUUUCGUGGGCGUCUGUGACCAGUAAGAACCUCCCACCCAGCGGUGCUGUCCCCGUUACAGGGAUACCGCCCCACGUGGUGAAAGCGCCGGCGUCGCAGCCCCGUCCAGAGUCUAAACCUGAAUCUCAGCUUCCACCGCAGAGGCCUCAGAGGGAUCAAAGAGUGCGAGAGCAGCGAAUAAAUAUUCCUCCCCAGAGGGGGCCUAGACCAAUUCGUGAGGCUGGGGAGCAAGGUGAUGCUGAACCCCGGAGAAUCGUGAGACACCCUGACAGCCACCAGCUCUUCAUCGGUAACCUGCCUCAUGAGGUGGACAAAUCGGAACUUAAAGAUUUCUUUCAAAGUUACGGCAACGUGGUGGACCUGCGCAUCAACAGUGGCGGGAAGUUACCCAAUUUUGGCUUUGUUGUGUUCGAUGAUUCUGAGCCUGUGCAGAAGGUCCUUAGCAACAGGCCUAUCAUGUUCAGAGGUGAAGUCCGUCUGAAUGUGGAAGAGAAGAAGACCCGUGCUGCCAGGGAAGGGGACCGACGGGACAACCGCCUGCGGGGACCUGGAGGCCCUCGAGGUGGGCUGGGCGGUGGCCUGAGAGGCCCUCCGCGCGGAGGAAUGGUGCAGAAGCCCGGCUUCGGAGUGGGAAGGGGCCUUGCUCCCAGGCAGUGAGUUCCUGCCGCCCGGGUCUCCGCCCAGCCUAGAAGCCCAGCCCCUGCAGAACAGAUCAGAACAGAACAGAACAGAACAGAACAGAACAGAGCGGCGAGUUCCGGCAGCCGUCCUUGGGCCCCGGAGUGCGGCCUAGUCUCCUAAUUAGAAACUGCUUCAGUUUGUACAAUUUUACUUCUUUUGUGUUGAUGGUGUGUGCUCCCUCCCUUUCGCCUCUUUCUCUUGGCCUUUCAGUCCUUUCUUCCAAUUCUGUGGAAUGAUAUUUUAGGAGUAACGGAUUUUUAAAGGAGAAGAAGAAGAAGGAAAAAAAAAAGACUGAAUUUCUUUGCUGACUUUGCAUAUACAGACUGGAUUUUUUUUAAACAGCCAUUUCCCCAAAGGAAUGUGUCACUUAUUACUGACAUUUGGUAUGUUUCAUUCAUUGGAAUAUUUCUUACUUAUUUUUUACGUGUUUCAAAAGCCUGUGAGAAGUACAGGAUUUGAUAAACAUUUUGGAGGCAGGUAAAAUCCAGAGAGUCAUGACUAUCUUCUGAUGUUGAAAAUGGUUAUAUGGGAAAUUUGAAAAACUCGAUUCUCACUGAUAUGGUUAAAAACUGAAUAAAAGGUGUUAAUAGAACUUUUCUUUUGAUACUGAUCAUAAAACAGUUCUAAAAUCUAAUGUUUUUACAAUUGAAAUUUAAAUUGUAAGAUAGGUUUUGGAUGUCUAGAAUGCUAUUGAUAGGGUUUUCUUGAACUGUUAGAUUUUUUUGAAGUAGAAUUUUUCAUUUGUAUUUGUUAAAAAAAAAAAAAAAAAAGAAAAAAAUCCUAACCCCUAAAUCUGAAUAACAACCAGAGCAAAACUGUUGUGCCUUCUAUUUAUCUUUGAUUCCACUCUUGGCAAUUGUUUAAAGAAAAAUAAAUCUAGAUUUGUUCUAUUAGGUUCAGAGGUACAAGGAAUUGUAGACACCCUCUUUCUUCACCUUGUAUGACUUCUGUUAACGUUUGUUAUGCCUUACUCUAAACUGAGUCUGAAAGUGGAAUGCCUUUGAGGGCAGAUGUUUCUGUGGAGGCUCUUUGACCCAAAUAGCUGAGCAUUUGUAUUGUUUAUUUUGGUGUCUAAUGAGAUUCCUGAUCAUAGUCCAUGAGAAAGAAUGUGACUUCGACAUUGAACUUAUCUGAUGUGCUCAAGUGUCUGCAGUUUUUUUUUUUUUUUCUUUAAAUCAUAGCCAUAUGGUAAAUUUCCUAUUUUGUUAUGGUUCUCUUUUACUGAUGGGCAUGCAGUGGGUGUUUCUUGGAAAUGGCCAAUUUUUAUUAAAAUAUUUCUGGAAGAAAAUUUAAUUUGGCAAUGUAGACUAAUAGUACUCAUUUUACAUAGUUACGUUAUUUGUUGAGUGCUGUGUGUGAGGUGGGUGAAGGUUUUAUUUACAUGUGUGAAACCCUUGUGUGGGAACUUGUCAUUACUUAGGGCAACCAGGUUGGUGGAGUUUAACUUAUUGUCUUAGUAGCAAUGUUCAGCCUGAGGACUUUUGUUUGAGGAUAGUGUGGAAUAGAAAUAGGAAUGUUUUGUUUUGCUGUUAGUGCGCAGCUGUAGGCUUGCUGUGAAAGGAAUAGCUAAACUUCAGUGUAACAGUAGCAGUUUGGGCCCAGUACCUUCAGCACACACAUGUUGGUAGCGUUUCCUUCACAGAAAGAGCCUGAGUAGCUCAAGUCAUGUGGCUGUUUUGGGUCCUUUGGAGUAACUUGUGAUCAUUUCAUUUGGCCCAGGCCAGUGAUAAUUGGAAGGACAUCAGUUUGUAUCUCUGUAGCUUAUAUUAAGCUUGUGGAAAAAUGAAAAACGUUAGCGUGUGUGUGUGUGUGUGUGUGUGUGUGUGUGUGUGUUACUAUUAGUAAUUAAACCCAGGGCCUUUGCACUGAACUUUUCCCCAGCCAUUUGUAUUAUUUGUAGGCAGGCUCUUGCUAUGUGGCUAAGUGGCUCAGGCUGGGCUUGAACUUGAUCCUUCUGCCUCAGCCUCCCAGUGUGCUGGAAUUUCAGAUGGAUGCCACCACCAUCACUACUACUGGCCAUGGGUUACUUUUCAAAAAAAAAAAAAAAAAAAAAAAAAAAAACACACACACAAAACUUCAAGGUCAUUUGGAAAUUAUUUUUGUCACUUGAAUACUUGAUUGAUUUUUUUUUUUCUCUAUUUACAAAUAAAUUUAUCCUAAGGAGAGGUUUAAGGGCACUCACGAGGGGUGGCGUUAAACCGCAUCCUGGAGGACAUUCGCAGGUUUGACAUUCAGGGGGCGGUGGGGGUGCGACGCCACCUGUGACUUGCAUGGGGAGGACCAAGCAUCCUCAAUGGCCUGUGAAAGUGGAGCAGAGUGGCGGGAGGGCAGGCUCAGCGCUGAGGAAUGUCGGUCUUGGGAAUUCCCGAGACAUCUGCUCUAGGAAUGUCUCCCUUCCUGUGACUUGCAUGAAACUGUGAGUGUGUGUGCGAACUUGAGUGUGUUUAAAUGUGGAGGGGGCAGCCGUGUGCAGGGAGUCGCUGCAUCAUCUCAGCAUCCUGUUCCUCCAUAGCUUCAAGUCCUCAGCAUUGGCUUGGGUGUGGUUGUGCGCUCUGGGUAGUAUUAGACCUGAGAGGUGGGUUUUACCUUUGUGCCCAGCACUCAGUCCUAGGACCCUUGUGUACAUUACCGAGUGUAGGAUGGUACCAGUGCUUAGGGAGGCAUGCAUCCACACAGCUAGGAAGCAGAAGUUAAGUACGGGCGACAGUGUCUGUGAGAUGCCACAUCAUCACACCCAGCCUUUGCCAAGGUUGAAGUGAAAGUGCUCAUCUGUAACAUCAGAGUAGUUCUUUGCUCCUGAGCGUCAGACCCUUGACCCAUGAGUGGUUUUUUUUUUUUUUUUUUUUUUGUCUUUUUCGUUAUCGGUACCGGGGAUCGAACUCAUAACUGCCUGCUUGCAAGGCUUAUGCCGCUGAGCUAAAUCCCCAGCCCCGACCCAUGAGUGUUUUAACUAGAUCAGCUUGGUUUGGUUCAGUGGAUUUCGGAUGUUUUAAAAAUCUAUUGAAAAUAUAUAGAUCUUGACCUACCACAAAUAUUUUUGCUUUCCAGAUGAGGUUGACAGCCCUUCCUUAGGAGCAAUGAAAAGGAUAAUUUAAAAUAAUCACCCCACUGAGAUUGAGUGAGUGACCGCCACAGCCUUAGUUCAGCCAUGCUCAAGCCAGCCGUGAUUAUAUGACAUUAGCCGUAAAAUACCAGCUGGAAGACAUGGCACCAGAACAGUUACAGGGCCAGGCCUCAAGGUCAUCCAUAUAGGAAGGAACAGAUUGUCCUUCAAAAGUGUUGCUUUUCCUUUAGAACCACAGUAUCUACCUUUUUACCUGUGGGUGAGUAGGCUACUUUUUUCUUUCUCUUUUUCUUCCCUUUAAGACAGGGUCUCCCUAUGUAUCCCAGGCUGGCCUCAGACUCCUGCCUCUCCUGUCUCAGCCAGGUCCUCGUGUUACAAGUAUGCAUCACUCGGUCUGGCUUGAGUAGCACAUCCCGUAAUAAAAUUACUACUGUGGAGAGACCUUAGUCUGGAGGAUACUCAGAACAAGUUCAGCAUUGCAAGUCUGAUCUUGUGUUUGGUACCAGGGCUUGAAUUCAUGACCUCGCACUUGCCAGGCAGGCGCUUAUGCCGCCAAGCUAAACCCCCGGGCCCCUGCUCUUCAUUUUCUUGAGAGCAAGUAAGAAUACUGAAAUUGUAUUUUAUGGUAGGUCUCCUUUUGAUGUUUGUAAAGCCUAUGUGGUAGCAGUGGUUUCUUCUUAAAAGUUACUUUCUUAAUCUGUUUUACAUUUAGUACAAAUUUGAAAUUUGGAUGUGGGUGAUCACAGUAUAUUGUAAGUCAAGUGAGUUUAAAGGUUUGCUUGAUACUUCAUAACCACCAUCCCUGGAUAAUUCUCUGUACAAACUUUCUUUUUGGAAAACCCUUGUAGAAAUUAGUGACGUAGUGGGAAAGGGUUGCACUUUAUAGGAAGCAGUUAGGAUAGAAUCUGUGAAGCUUAGAUUUGUAGACCAUGGUUUAUGCUGAGUGAAUUAGUUCUUUAAAUAGUUUUAUUUGUCGUGUCUACUGAUCUGUUUCAUUUUUGUGCUAUUUAAAAGAGUCUCUGUGAAAUUACAUGCAAAUGAGAUAAUUGACUUUUAGUUCAGCAUUUUUUAACUUUGUAAAGAGGGAAUUUCAAUAUUUAUUUGAAUAUGGGUUUUACCUGACUGCCAAAUUUACCUAAAGUAGGCAGUGGACAGGGAACCUUCCACACUGUUUUAGGAAUGUUUCAGCAGUGUCUGUGGGGUUUGGGUAGGUUAGAGCUGCUGGUCCAUCAAUGGCCAUGUGAGAUCAGAUGACAGUCAAGUCAAAUCGUUCUGAUUUUAAGAAGCCUUUGGGUUGCUUUAAAAAAUACCUUCGGGGCUGGGGAUUUAGCUCAGUGGCGUAAGUGCCUGCCUGGCAAGCACGAGGUCAUGAGUUCGAACCCCAGUACCGCCAAAAAAAAAAACAACAAAAAACUUUCGGGGUUUGUAUUUGUCCACUGUGAUGUUGAGGUUUGGGGACCAUUGGUAGACUUGUGUGGGCUCUUGUUGAUAGUAAAGGUGAAAUGGCAGCACGCAAGUGAGAGAAACGUUUCUGUUCGUGUGUGUGUGUGUGUGUGUGUGUGUGUGUUGUGUUGUUGCGUUUUUUUGUAACGGAAGUUGAACUCAUGACCUCACACUUGCCAGACAGGCACUGUGCUGCUGAGCUAUGUGUCUGGGCCUCUCUUCAUAGUCUUAGUGUAUGUAGCUCAAACUAAUGCAAAACUUCAUGUAAUAGCCACAGAGUAUGUUCUGGACGAGUAAACUUGACUAGAAGUCCCAUAACUAAUCCUCAUAACUAGUUGCAGUUUUGAUAUCCUUUUUGUGCAUUGGCUUAGAAUCGAGGUUCAUUUUUUAAGGUAAAUUUGGCUUGUUUUGAAAACUUAGGGCAGUCUUUUUCCUCUCCACUUUCUGACUUGAAGCUAGUAGCUUUUUUUUAGGUCCAUGGAAGAAAGAAUAAUACUGGGAGACAGUUCCACCUGAACCGCCGUUAGAAACCAUAUGAACAUAUAAACUAAGAAAUCCGUGCGUGUUUAGUACUUUGAAAUAUGUCCCAUAUUUAUAAGGGAUAUGCUGCGUGUGACUUAGGUAUUUCCCCUUUCUCUAAAGUAAAUUAAAAAUGAACAAACAUUCAUACUUUAGAAAUACUUUACCAAACAUUCACUUUAGUUACUGGUUCUGUCUAAGCUUUGUUGUCACCUGUUUCACUUUUGGAUCUGUUUACAGUUUAAAGUUUCAUUAGGAAGAUGGUUUGUACACUGAUAGUGUCCUUUUAAAUGGAGACAUUGUACCAAGAAGCAAGCAUAAGGACUUAGGGGAGAAGACAGCCCCCCAUUAACAUUUGGUGCACAUUAACUUGAGUAGCUAUAGGACAUUUCAAAAGUAAACUCUUGUAUAGAUAGACAUGGCAUUUUUAAAAGAUGGAGGGUGGAGGUGGGAUUUAGCUGAGAGAAUAGAAGUUUGUGAUUUAUAUAAAAAAAAUUGUAUUUUUGAGAAAAAUCAGGAUAUUUCCUUAAAAGUUUCCUUCCCUUUCUGAUUAUUACCAGAGUGAAUGGAAGAGACCCCUGGAAUGUCUCAGUCAUAAAUGGCGAUGCUGGGAGCGGGAGGAAGAGGUGGCUUACACGAGUCCCAGCUCUGCCUACAGAAGACACGCUGGGGCGGGCUAGGCUCCCUGUAGGAAGGCCAGAGCUGCUAAAGCUGUCAGGACGUGGGGAGAGAAGGGAAGGCACCAGGUUUUUAAUGUUGACCCCGUUGGUUCUCUUUGCUUCCAUACCCAGGUUUUCUCUGUUUCCUUAGGACUGUCUUAAUGCCCGGCUCUAUCAGGGCUGCUUGUCCAAGGACAGGACUACUGCUCCCCUCAGGGAUGGGUUUACUACUAGCUCUCAGAAGGCUAUUGAGUAUCCUGAUGUUUAAUAGCUGAAACUCAGCUGUAAUUUUCUCCUGACCACUGCAGCGUUUUGUAUUCUGUACAUCAUGGUGCUUUUCCACCUUGUUAUAACUGUAAGCUCCUAGGGGGCAGCAAUUUGGUCUUAGAUGUGUAUGUUUUUAGUGCCUGGCAGUACCCAGUGUGUAUCCGGGUCCUCAGAUUCCUUUCCAGGUGUUUCUCUCGUUCUUCAUGGAGAUGAUGCUCCAGCAUGCUCGACCACUGCUGGUCCCUCAGUGAGGCUGCCCUGGCUGAUUCCAUGGAUUCAAGUGCCUUCUCUUCCCUGAAGACACACUUGUGUGCGCAGCACGUUUCCCAGUCUCUUCAUCAUCCAAGUCAGUUUUUUAGAGAUUGAGUGGAAGAGCUGUUUGCACCCCAAAAGAUUUGCAGCAGGAAUAGGGGAGCUCUUGGGGAACUACUGAGUCCAGAUUUGAAAUGAACACAUUCAUUCUACCUACUCCCAUCGUGUCUCUCCUGUUUAGGCUCUGUCCUGGCCUUCCUAGUGUAAGCAGUGUGUCCCUGGAGCGCUUUAUACUUCUCUCAUAAACCAUAACGUAGCCCUUCAGCCUAGAGUUAGACUGUGAGUUCCAGGUGAACAAGGACGGGGGAGGUGGUUCACCCCUCCUUUCUAGCAGAAGAUGCAGUUCCUUACCUUGGAGUCCCUGAGCGACAGCUGAGUUGAGUCAUGAUUUUCUGGUUUUUUCAUACAUGGGAAGCAUCCCUGGAGAAGGACAUCUCAGUGGAGGGAAUCAUUGGGAAGGUUUUGGGGGUGGCCACAAGAGCACAAGGUCGCUGGCUGUUGGCCAUCCUUCAUGCCUGGCCCGGGUGCUUGGCCUUCACGCGGAGUGGUUCUCAUAGUUGCUUCCUUGCUCUUCGGUUCCUCGUGUCACCCGUGCAGUGCACAAGUGCCGUCUGCUUCCCUUUCUGCUGCUGCCUACACCCAGUUUCCAGCUGCAUCUUGUCAUUUUACCUCAACAGGCUUCCACUUCUUUUUCAUCUGUACGUAAUUGGGAUAGUUUUCGGCUUGACACCCCUCCUCUUACUCUGGCUUGUUUUCUACACUGUUAGAUUCAUCUCACUGAAAAUGCACCCCUGAUCGUGUAGCCCCCGUGUGUUCCGUCUCCCCCGUUAGACUGUAAGCUCCUUACGGGCAGGGUCUGUGUGUCAUCCUUGUUAUCCCCCGUAGCACCUACCAAUAAAUUUUUCUUGAAUAAACAA